This is a messenger RNA of Rhagoletis zephyria (snowberry fruit fly), 5486 nucleotides long. RefSeq names its product F-BAR domain only protein 2. Gene Ontology annotation, biological process: regulation of transcription by RNA polymerase II; clathrin coat assembly; clathrin-dependent endocytosis. Gene Ontology annotation, cellular component: histone deacetylase complex; cytoplasm; clathrin-coated vesicle. Gene Ontology annotation, molecular function: transcription coregulator activity; chromatin DNA binding; histone H3K9 demethylase activity. The record is from RefSeq and is a predicted model, not a curated record. Lineage: Eukaryota; Metazoa; Arthropoda; Insecta; Diptera; Tephritidae.
UCGGCGUCGAAAUUCGUAGUAGAUACAUACGUGUUUGUGCCACAGAAGUGAUAAAAAAAAAAUUAAGGAACAAAAUGAAAAGGAAUUCAACGAAUAGUUUAUAGAUUCUUUUACAAGUGAUAUUUUUUGGAUUCCUUAAGUCAACUGCUCAACCUUACGUCAAAAUGUGAAUUACUGGGAACCUUGGUGGUUUUCUAAUUAGUGAUUUUGUUGAUAAUGAAUUUCGAAUCAUUUUCGCAUAUAUGUGAAGAAAAAAGGGCUAAGUAUGCAUAUAUAUCAGUAACAAAGCCAUGCAAUGUAAAAACCAUAGAAUUAUAUAAAAAGAACAGUUUAUUCAGACGUCCAAAGGCUUUUACAUACAAACAUAUGAUCGUGCGCUAUACGAUUUGUUACUGAAGAGAUUUGCUUAGCUAAAGAGUAUGAAUGAAGGAAUUCGGUGCUUAAAAUGUUAAAUGCAAACCGGGCUACUAGAAGUCAAUUAACUAAGGCAACUACAUAUAUAAUUGCUUAAUGGGUUUUAAGUAAAAGUCUAACUAACUAAAUUUUGAUACAUUAACGAAAAGCCGUACGAAACAAAAAUGACGGUCGAUUUCAAUGAUUAUUUUUGGGGGGAGAAGAACAACGGGUUCGAUGUACUCUACCACAACAUGAAAUUUGGCUGGGUAGCGAGCAAAGAACUUUCCGAAUUCUUUCGCGAAAAGUCCAAUAUCGAAGAACAAAACUCCAAAUUGAUGGCCAAGUUGGCGCACAAAGCCAGCACUGGCACAUUGAAUAGUACAUUUGCGCCCGUUUGGACCAUACUGCGCACCUCGGCGGAAAAACUCUCCACCCUCCAUCUGCAAAUGGUGCAAAAGCUUACCGAAUUGGUGAAGGAUGUUGCCAAAUAUGCCGAUGAAUUGCAUAAAAAACACAAAAGUGUGAAGGAAGAAGAAUCGCAAACCCUGGAAUGCGUGCAAGCGAUGCAAGCAUCCACAGCGGCUGUGCAAAAGUUGCGCGAUGUCUACGCGAGCAAAGUGCUGGAGUUGGAGAAGUUGCGCAAAGAUAAUGCAUCACAGAAGGAUAUCGAAAAAGUCGAAACGAAAUUACGUAAACUACAGGACGAAUACAAGACGCUGCUUGACAAGCAUAACCCGAUCAAAAAUGAUUUUGAGCGCCGCAUGACGCAGACGUGCAAGCGCUUUCAAGAAAUCGAAGAGGUCCAUUUACGACAAAUGAAGGAGUUUUUGUCUACAUUCUUAGAGAUGUUGCAAAACAACCACGACAUGGUUGGACAGGUGCAUUCAGACUUUAAGCGUCAGUUUAAUGACAUGACCGUCGACAAACUUUUGGAGCAAUUUGUGCUCAACAAAUACACAGGCUUAGAAAAACCAGAAGUGCCCGAACUCGAAAUCAUUCCACUUUCUAUACAGCAACAACAGUCCAUCUCAGCUACGCGGUUGAAUCAGCCCGGCGGGACUGCAGCGGCUGCUUCCAAUUCCAACUCGGCCACAAGCAUUCAAGGUGCCAUAUCACGUAUUACCAGUGGUAGUGUAUCAAUGGAUCAACGAGGCAGCGCUGGUAUCGAAGCGGGCUCACUGGGAAGUGGUGGCGCUGCCGGUGGUAGUGGCAGUGGCAGCAAUAGUAUACUAAACGCUGACGACACCAUACUCGGCAUACAAUCAUCACCACGUGCAACAUCACCGAUUUUAGUGAGCGCCACAACAGCAAACGCCGCCUCCAGUGUUGCCGCUAUCACAACUACUAGCAGCGCCAGCACUGGGCCUGCAGGUGUGUCGUCGUCAAGCACAUCAACAACCACUUCCACAGUGCGCAGCAAUUUUUUGAAUUGGUUUUCAUCGAGCAUUCCAAGCAGCAAGCAACAAGCAAAUGCCGCAACAAGCAGCAACGCUCCAACAGCUGAAACACCAGCAGCAGCAGCAGCAUCAACAACAACCGCUAAUAGUAGUGGUGGUGGCAAUUUCGGUACGGAUAGCAAUGGUUCUACCCACACCGGCACAGCCAUCAUCAAAUAUUCCCUUAAUUCAGAGCUUCAGUCACUGCAGGACAAUAAUAAUCAAGGUUCAUUUAUGUCGUCUGCUUUAACACAAUUACAAUCAGAACAAAGUGCCACUACUACUACUACUACUUUCUCUACUACUGCUAGUCCUCCUACUCACUGUACCACUGAAAAUAAUACUACUACCACCAACAAUACCACUACAUCAUCCACAUCCUCCUCUAUAACAAUGUCUGGCAUCUUGCGUAGUCGCCGGGACAAAGCGAAAACCAAAAAGUCUAAAAAGAAGAAAGAUGGCGAAGCUGCUGAUAAUAUACAAGAGGAGCGCCUGGGCAGUGUGGAUCGCGCCAACAAUUCCUAUGACACCGAAGAAAACAAUAAAAUGAAGGCGCAGAAUUCUAGCGGCAGCAGUGCUGGUGGUCUAGGCAUAUCGUCUGCUUCAGCUCCAGGCAGCGUCGACUCGUCGGGUGGCGGAGCUGGUGCACUGGGUAUUAAUGUUUCUGGAAAUAGUGGAAGCGGCAUAGCAGGGAAUGGUGUAACGAGCAAUGCGAAUACUAGCAGCGGCGCAACCGGAAAUGGUACGGCAGGUGGUGCUGCUGGUGUAAAAGCAUAUGGCGCUAAUGAGGUGGACGAAGAUGGCUAUAGUAUGCAACCACCGAAGGAGAUUGCCUGGGAGGAGAAUCACGACAAAACUGGCGGUUUCUACUCUGACUCCGAUUCAGACUCAGAUAACGACAAGCCAGAACGACGCAUUCAUGUGAAAAUCAAGCCACUAAACAAUGGCCAGGCGCCAAUGUCUGCCAGUGUGGAUGAGUUGCGUGCCACGGUGGAGAAUAUAUCACUUUCGCCUACUAGCGUCUUUUCGACUUUCAACCAACAGCACAGCAACCAGCAGCAGCAGCAAUCGCGCAUCGCUUCACGACAGCAGUCGCCCGAGAUAUCCAAUGCAUCCACGCCCACGGCUACGGUGCAUCCAUAUGCGCCGCUGCAGAGCCCGACACUCUCCAUGUCCAAUAAUUCACGAUAUGCCGAUUUAGGCGAUAUAUUCUCCGAGUUGGGAGAAGUUAGUGUCUCGGCGCCAGCCUCCGCUACGCUUUCAAAGUCGAACAGUCGUCAAAUACCAACACCUACGUCAGCUAGCAGUAUUGCAAUCCCACGACCACCUUCACGACGUUCUGAAAUGGUAAUGGCACCCACAGUGGCGGCAGCACGUGGACGUAUUAGUCCAUCGCCAGCUAUGAAUCGCGCAGACAGUAUUGGCAGUUUGGAAUUCCGCACUGCUAUCGGUGGUAUUGGGUCUUCGCGCGGACCUUCGCCGCUAACCAUCGGUAUAUCGGACACGAUCCCAAUAGCGGUGGCAUUCCAUGAAAUCAUACACGCCUACUUUAGAGGUAGUGACGAGUCGCGCUGUCAGGUGAAAAUCUCUGGCGACAUGAUGUUAUCAUUUCCAGCGGGCAUUGUUGGCCUUCUAGCGAACAAUCCUAAUCCUGCGAAGCUUGGUUUUCGCAUCAAGAAUGUGCAGAGUUUGGAGAAUUUAAUACCGAACUCGAAAUUAGUGCAAAUCGAUCGCAAUCAAUCCAGCUCCUUCAGUACAAUGCUGGAAUUCAAUAUGCCCGCUUUGACUGCCUUGCUGCGGCGGCAAGCGGAACAUAAUCCCAACGCGUCAUACUUCAAUGUAGACAUACUCAAGUAUCAAGUGCGUUCUAAGCCAGGCGCUUCAUCGUGCCCCUUCCAGCUGGUGUCGUAUUGGAAGUGUGAGCCCACAUUUACAGCACUUAAAAUCGAUUACAAGUACAAUAACCAUGCAAUGGCAAGCGGCUCGCCGCUGUUAAACGUAACGCUCUCGGUGCCCGUGAACGGUUCUGUGCGCAAUGUGCAGUCGAAACCUCAUUCCGCGUGGCUUGGUGAGUCCAAUCGGUUGGUUUGGAAUUUCACCGACAUCUCGCAAAAUUCCCAAGAUGGGGGCGUUGGAACGUUGCGCGCACGUCUCGAACUGAACGAAGGUCCAUCCAUACCGGCCCUGCUGACUACACAAUUCAAUUGUGAGGGCACUACAUUGUCGGGCAUUGAGUUUGAGCUACAGGGCAGCGGUUAUCGGUUAUCGUUGGUGAAGAGGCGUUUUGUCUCCGGCAAAUAUGUGUGCGAAGGCGACGGGGUGCGCAGCGGCGCCACACCUACCCCACCGUCAGUGGGGUCGUCUAGUCCAUUUUCAGCAAAAUCGAACUAGUUUACAAACGCAACUAAUUCUCAAGAACGAAGAACAAUAAAUCCGUAUAAACUAGCAGCAUCAAAGGUGUAAAACGAUUUUUUUUUUUAUUUAUAAGUAUCCAUUACUAUCUACAUGGACUUCAACCAACCAGAAAUACAAAUUAUAACAUAUAAAUAUCUACAUAAAUUUAACGGCAUAAAAGCAACGACAUUUUUGCAAAUGUAUGUACAUACAUAUACGGCUAGACAACUGAAAAAAUUUGCUACACGCUAAACAUUCACUAAAUGUAUGUAAUGUAGAAAACUAGGCUCGUGAAUUAAUAAAAAAAGCGUUGUAAAAUUAAUGAGGAAGAAAUUUAAAAGAUGUGCACACAAAAAUGUGGCAUGCAUUAUGCUAUCUAGAAAAAAAAAACCUUGUAGAAGCUGAAUUUUUUUUGUGCUUUGUAUUUGUACGUAUUAUACGCAUUUGAAUGCUAAACAGCCGAGCGUAGGAACUGCAGUUACCUUUGGUAGAACGCCGAAUUUAACUUUCGCGCUACAUUCUCUACAAGCUUAUUUCAUUUUUUGUGUAAUAUAUUUAUUUUUCAUGGUGUCACUACGCCAGAGUUUGUGUUAGUCGUUUGGGAAAAAAACGAGCCAGUUAAUUGAAUUGUCAACCUUUUUUCUUUUCGCAUUCUAUGAAAUAAUCAGUAAAUAUGUAGCGUGAGAAGAUUGUACUUUUACGUGUUGUAUUGUUAAAACUCUUAUUAUUACCAUAAACAUUAUUACUAUUGAAAAAAGUAUGUAUGUAUGUAGAUUUUUAUAUAUACAUAUUUACUUGUAUAUGCUAAUAUUAAACUAGAACACUAAGUGUUGAUUUUAUGUUUAUUUUUUAAAUGAAAAAAUAAAUAAAACAUAUUAUAAUGAUGGAAAAUAGAUAGUAACACAUACAUACAUACAUACAUACUUACAUACGCCCAUGCAAAUCUAUUACAAGCAUAUAUUAAAUAAACGCUAAUAGCAUUUUUUGGUAUUCUUAUAAAUGCCCAUAACAUAACUACAAAUGUAAAAAAUAUGCAUUUUCCAAACCAAAUGUAAUAGUUUCUGUAAGAAAAAAUAUUUUGUCUAUCACUGAACUUUACUGCAAAUCUUCGGUUUGUCAACUUUGUAGGUAUUCUACAGUAAUUUAAAAAUAUUUUUAGUUGCUGCACUGUAAGCACCUACAUAUCUGCUUCGAUCAUUACCGCUUUAAUGACUAUGUAGACAGAACUAUACCACAAAUACACACAAAAAUAUUCCAAGA